Sander lucioperca (pikeperch) is the source of this 4528-nucleotide messenger RNA. RefSeq names its product cysteine-serine-rich nuclear protein 3 (gene csrnp3). The transcript has 5 exons. Lineage: Eukaryota; Metazoa; Chordata; Actinopteri; Perciformes; Percidae. Gene Ontology annotation, cellular component: nucleus. The record is from RefSeq and is a predicted model, not a curated record. Gene Ontology annotation, molecular function: DNA-binding transcription factor activity, RNA polymerase II-specific; sequence-specific DNA binding. Gene Ontology annotation, biological process: regulation of transcription by RNA polymerase II. Bases 411 to 2282 code for a protein of 623 amino acids.
CCAGUCAGACUUCUGCCUCUCAGCCGGCUGCAGCUAAUGAGCCUUUGUGUGGCCAGAGAGAGAGAGAGAGAGAGAGAGAGAGAGAGAGAGAGAGAGAGAGAGAGGGGAAAACACAGUGACAGACAGGGAGUUAAAGUGAGAAAGACUGUCGUCUUGCAACAAUAAAGCAUAUGGUACCGACAGUGCAGUCAGAGCUGGAACAUUACAAGUCUCUCUCACACUCCUGCACCCUUUUUUCUCAUACCCGUGGAGCUCAGGGGUCGCUGCAAGUCAGUGGACUGAAACAAAAUGGGAACCUCUUCACUUAUCAUGUUUCACCUUUUUUGAAUAGCGACAUUUAUGAUUGUGUGGCUGUGCUGCUGUGAGAAGAGGUGAAAGGAAUCACAGUCUGCCACUGGAUACAGGUGCAGAUGCGGCGGACCAUGAGUGGAAUACUGAAGAGGAAAUUUGAGGAGGUGGAAGCCUCCUCCUCCCCGUGCUCUUCCUUGCGGGAGUCUGAUGAUGAGGUCUCCUGCAGUGAGAGUGGGGAUAGUGGUGACAGUGUCAAUCCCGCUGCCUCAGGCCCUUUCACCCCUGACUCGAUAUUGAAGAGAGAGAAGCGCCUGCGGACGAGGAGGGUGCAUUUUGACAAUGUGACAGUGUACUACUUCAGCCGACGGCAGGGCUUCACUAGCGUGCCCAGCCAGGGAGGCAGCACGCUGGGCAUGUCCAACAGGCACAGCUGGAUCAGGCAGUACUCCCUGGGUGAAUUUGCAGUGGAGCAGGAGAGGAUCCACAGAGACAUGCUCAGAGAUCACCUGAAGGAGGAGAAACUCAAUUCAAUCAAGCUCAAGCUGACUAAGAAUGGCACGGUGGAGUCUGAAGAGGCCAACACGCUUACGGCAGAGGACAUUUCUGAUGACGACAUCGAUCUGGACAACACAGAGGUAGAUGAGUACUUCUUCCUGCAGCCUCUUACUACUAAAAAGCGCCGGGCACUGCUGCGCUCCUCUGGGGUAAAGAAGAUUGAUGUGGAAGAGAAACAUGAUCUGCGGGCGAUCCGGAUGUCCAGAGAGGACUGCGGCUGUGAUUGCAGAGUCUUCUGUGACCCAGAGACCUGUGCCUGCAGCCUCGCAGGGAUCAAGUGCCAGGUGGACCGUAUGUCAUUUCCAUGUGGCUGCACAAAAGAGGGCUGCACCAAUUCAACUGGGAGAGUGGAGUUUAAUCCUAUCCGUGUUCGGACCCAUUUCUUGCAUACCAUAAUGAAGCUGGAACUGGAGAAGAGCCGUGAGCAGCAGCAGGCGUCCCCCACCAACGGUUACCGUAGCGAAACUAAUGACCUGGGGGCCGGAAACCCUCUGGUUCAGUCCCAGCACAGGUUGGAGUACUCUCUGUCAGACGCCGUUCCGCAGACGGCCAGCAUGCACAUGCAGGCUGCCGACGAGAUGGAGGAGACGCUAGAUGAUGAAGACGAGGAAGAAGAUGAAGAUGAGGACGAGGAAGAGGAGGAGGAAGAGGAGAACGAAGAAGAUGAUGAGGACGAGGAGGAUAGCAGCAGUGUUUGCAGUGGACUGUCUGACUCCAGCACCCAGAGCUUAGCCAACAGUGACUCUGAGGAUGAGGAGGAGGAGGAAGAGGAUGCAGAUGAAGAGAAGUCUAAAACCUUUCAGGGCGACAUGACUACCCUGUCAGUGUCUCGGUCUGAGGUUGUCCCCUUGCCCUCUGUGCUGUGUUACAGCGAUGGCUCUGUGGCUCAUGACAACCACAUGAAUGGAAACACAUAUUUAAUGAACUCCUCUUCAGCUGAGUACUAUCAGCUGGGGAGCGCCAGUGCCGUCUCUGAUGGCCAAACCAGCCAACCCAGUGAACCCUACGGGGAAGCCUUAGCAUUCCAAGAUCCAGUCAGCACGACCAACUGCAGUGCCGCCCAAGGACAAUUCAACAUGUCUGCCGAGCAGUACACAGACUACUCUAAUCAGGCUGAGGAACAAUACUCAGCUAAUCACCACUUCACUCUGACCAACGGUGCUCCUGCCGCCCCCUUGACCUGCUAUACACCUGAUCAGGACAAGAAGGCAUUGUCCAAAGCAGCUUUUGUGGAGCAGCCUGACACCCAGAACCAGACGCAAUUUCAGAACUACCUGAACAAUAACACCCAGGGUUCAUACAGCAGCUCAUGUAUAACAGCUGAACAGCCACAGCAAGAGUCCGGUGUUAAUGGCCAUUCUGACCUGACCCUACUAGGAAACAACACUAAGAACCUCCCUUUACCAGACCAUUGCCCCGAGGUCGCAGCCAUUUAGUGGGCCUCGCCUUUUAAAGUGUUCUUUCAUUAUUACGUCUUUACUUGAGCCUGACCAAGUGGUAUUUUAAGGGAACAUAAUCAUGGCCUUGUUUUGCAUUAUCCGACCUUACAUUUUAAAGCAAUUUACAGCACUGCAGUACAUUUUUAUCUGUAACUAUAAAGCCAUAAGGUCAUGAUGGAAAUGUUUUAAUUAUUCGCUUCUGAAGGUUUCUCCACUACAGCGUGCGCUUUACUGCAAGAUGGAACAAAUGAAAAAAACAAACAUUUUAUAACAUCAGUUAUGUCAUGCCGUGCAAUGUAUCUUGUAAUUUCAGAUGUAAAGUUCUAGUUUUAAGCAGAUAUUGUACUGUAGAUGGAACUUUUCUAUGUCUACUGUAUGUGUCAAAUGUGCAAAAAAAGGUUUAUUGUCAGUUUAUUUAUUGUUUCUGAAUUAUGUGUACACUUAUAUAUUGUAAAUGUUUUGAUAACAUUACGCAUGCUGUUUUGGGAAUCUCAGUGACAUUUAGGGGAAAAAAUGCCAUUGUUUUAUAUAAAAAUGUGUUGUGUACAUAAUGUACAUUUCUCUUCUUCUUUUUGUCACUAUCAUAUGCUUUUCUAUGGUUUUGAAAAGCAUGAAAAAGCCUGAAUUCUUAUUUGUAUAUUUGGAAUACAAUAUCAAUAGCAUAAAAUGUCAAGAAAUCAAUGAACAGCCUUUUGCACUUAUGUGUGGGGGUGCAGUGGCAUGCAUUUGGUUUUAAAUUAUGAAUACUUGAACAGUGUAAAAAUAUGGCCCCUCACUUGUUUUUUUUCCUCUCCACAGUUUACUCUUAGAAUAUCAUGAUUUGCAGUCGCCACUACAAAUGAAGAUUUAUUCUUUGAAUCAUUUGAUUAAUACAGGGAUAUUAAUAAAGUAGCACCGGGUGACAUAUCUCCACAAGUAUGAGAAGCUCUAUGAUUCAUUAUAGACGACAGAACACUAUCUUUAUUAAUUAUAAUGCAUAAUAGGCUUCAUUUGAAAAGCAUCAGUAACCAGUCUAUAUCAAAGUUCUGUCAACAAAAUAUUGACCCGAAAUAAUGUGUCAGUAUUUCAUGAAUUGACUGCUUAUUGGAUUUCUGAUUUUGAAUGUGGUAUAAGCCACAUUUGACUGUCUAAUAACUAAGCUGUUUAUUUUUGUGGAUCCAAUAAUGAUGUUGAUUUGCUUUUUUGAAGUGUAAUGUGCAAUAGUUUGAGCGUUUUUAAUAGGCACUCCCUUUAAAAGAAGAUCCUCAAUUAAGUUGACUGAGAUUUAUUUUAAUUGGCUGUCAUGGCACUUGCUAUUGUACUUAAAGCACCAUUAGUUUAAUACAAAAUAUGUCAAUAAUUGUGUAUGGGGGAAGCAAAUGCUCAAGGUUGACAAUCAAAGCUUAUUAUGAAAUAUGAUUUAGAUCAGUAUAAUUAACAGCUACACAAUAUGACUCCUGAGUACCUAGAGCCAUUGAAAAUUACUAAGCAGCCAGAUAUGAAAAUAAUGUUUACCAAAAUCUAUGAAUAACCUUUAUUAAAUCAGUGACAAAAGGGAAAUUGGAGUGACCGCUCAACACUGGGGGGACUGCAAUAAUUUGAUGAAUAGUACUAUUGUAAUAUGUUCUUUACCUUGAGCUCUCUGCUCCUGCAUGAAUACUGAUAUUUGUCCCUCUUCCAAGCUUGCAAAUAUCUGCCCAUAUUUUAUAAUCAGAAGGGUCAGUACCGGAGUUAUAGUGGUUCUGUGUGACUGUUGAGUAGCUGGGACCUCUCCUGCCACCUCGGUGGGACAAAAUAAGUCUACAGACUGCUUUCAUACAAUCAGUGGCAUCAACAUGGUCAGAUAAUCAGCCAGAUCCAGAUUAAUCAUGCCAAAGCAUACAGUAUGAGAAGGAUAGAUACAAUGAAACUGCAUCCAGUUAAGAUUCCUGUGUUAAUUUUUAUUUUCCAGUAUUAUGAAUGAUAUAUUGAAAUGUGUAUUUAUUGUGGUUUACUAAAAGUCUGUAUUAAGUAAAUUGCUUCACUAUCUUAACAUUGUCUUUUGUUUUAUGCUGGUUGUGAGUUGUAAAGUUCAUGUGCCUGAUUUAUUUCAUUAUAUUUCUUAUUCUGUGAAAUGCAAACCUUUUUCACAAAAUCGUACAAAUGUUUUCAAUGUGUUUGCUUUUACAACUGUAGAUAACGACAAUUCAUUUCAUUUCCAGUUGUUUCAUUUUUAACAUGGUUUUGAAAUACAUUUAAUUAAAAUUGCUAAAAUUGCUAGCCAA